GUUGCUGAAAAUUCAUGAAAGAUGAAUUCAUUUCAGCCUUCCUUUUGGAACAGCACCUCCAACCCUUUGAACCUGUCCCAAAGCAGAGAGUUUUCUUAUCAGAGCAUCAGUACAGCAGAGACCAUCAUUCUUCCGGCUUUGAUUGGAAUUCUCUGUUCCACAGGCCUAGUAGGCAAUAUUCUCAUUGUGUUCACCAUAAUAAGGUCUAGGAAAAAAACUAUCCCAGACAUAUAUAUUUGUAACCUGGCUGUGGCUGAUUUGGUCCAUAUCAUUGGAAUGCCUUUUCUUAUUCAUCAAUGGGCCCGAGGAGGAGAGUGGGUAUUUGGGAGUCCUCUCUGUACCAUCAUUACCUCACUAGACACCUGCAACCAGUUUGCAUGCAGUGCUAUCAUGACUGUAAUGAGUUUGGACAGGUACUUGGCUCUUGUCCAGCCAUUUAAGCUUACCAGUUUGAGAACAAGGUCGAAGACCAUCCGCAUCAAUUUGUGCCUUUGGGUAGCUUCAUUUGCUCUGAUGUUGCCUGUCUGGAUCUCCUCGAAAGUCAUCAAAUUCAAAGAUGGUUUUGAAAGUUGUGCUUUUGAUUUAGCAUCCCCUGAUGAUGUGCUUUGGUACACUCUUUAUUUGACUAUAACAACAUUUUUUUUCCCUUUGCCUUUGAUCUUGGUGUGCUACAUUUUAAUUUUAUGUUAUACCUGGGAGAUGUAUCAACAAAACAAGAAAUCAGGAUGCUAUAAUCCUAGCAUACCCAGGCAAAGAGUUCUGAGGUUGACGAGAAUGGUCCUGGUGCUGGUGGGAGUUUUUGUCCUGAGUGCCGCGCCCUAUCAUGUGAUCCAGCUGGUAAAUCUGCAGAUGGCACAACCAACACUGACUUUCUAUGUGAGCUAUUACUUCUCUAUCUGCCUCAGCUAUGCCAGCAGUGGAAUCAACCCCUUUCUCUAUAUCCUGCUGAGUGGCAAUUUCCGUAAACGUCUGACUCAAUGUACCCACAUUCAAGGAAAGACAACUGAAAGAGAAAUAAACCAUUUUGGAAACACACUGAAAUCAAGCUUUUAGUGGGUGAACUUGGCUCACUGAGGGCAUUAAAAAGCAUAUUCACCUAAAUAAGGCAAUAUAUAGAGUGGGCCCAAUAGAAUGUAGUAGUAACCUUUAUAUUUGUGCAAAUAUGACCCUUAAUGUCAUAUGUCAUUAAGGAAAUAGGUCUAACAUAAUGUGACUUUUGUAGAUAAGGUUUUGUUCCCUGUUUGGAAACAGGAUUACAUUAAAUAAUAAUAAUAAUACUACAUUAAGAUGCAUGGACUUUCCAGUGGUUUGUUAGUUAUCAGCAGCAGUAACCAAUACAGUUACUAAAUCACUCAGCCUCGUUAGCCACCAGGACCUGCCCAUACCUUGCCCUCAAGUUCCUUGCCC
Messenger RNA from Sarcophilus harrisii (Tasmanian devil), 1407 nucleotides. It is a transcript of the gene MCHR2, whose product is annotated as melanin concentrating hormone receptor 2. The record is from RefSeq and is a predicted model, not a curated record. Gene Ontology annotation, biological process: neuropeptide signaling pathway. Gene Ontology annotation, molecular function: neuropeptide binding; G protein-coupled receptor activity. Lineage: Eukaryota; Metazoa; Chordata; Mammalia; Dasyuromorphia; Dasyuridae. The transcript is spliced from 5 exons. The coding region runs from base 22 to 1053 and encodes 343 amino acids. Gene Ontology annotation, cellular component: neuron projection; membrane.